Akanthomyces muscarius is the source of this 3213-nucleotide messenger RNA. RefSeq lists its product as uncharacterized. Bases 1 to 3213 code for a protein of 1070 amino acids. Gene Ontology annotation, biological process: isoleucyl-tRNA aminoacylation. The transcript has 4 exons. NCBI's taxonomy places the organism in Eukaryota, Fungi, Ascomycota, Sordariomycetes, Hypocreales, Cordycipitaceae. Gene Ontology annotation, molecular function: aminoacyl-tRNA deacylase activity; ATP binding; isoleucine-tRNA ligase activity. The record is from RefSeq and is a predicted model, not a curated record.
AUGUCUAUUGACUUUCCAAAGGAAGAGGAGAUCGUCCUCGAGAAAUGGAAAGAGAUUAACGCUUUCCACCGUCAGCUUGAGCUGACAGCUACUCUCCCGCGAUACACAUUCUACGAUGGACCUCCGUUCGCGACAGGCUUGCCUCACUAUGGCCAUCUCCUUGCAUCCACUAUCAAGGAUAUCAUCCCUCGUUAUUGGGCAAUGAAGGGAUAUCAUGUCGAGCGUCGCUUUGGAUGGGAUACCCACGGCCUCCCCAUCGAACACGAGAUCGACAAGAAGUUGGGCAUCUCUGGUAAAGCCGCAGUCACUGAGCUUGGAAUUGGCAAGUACAACGAAGAAUGCAGAGCAAUUGUCAUGCGCUAUGCCUCUGAGUGGAGGGCUACCAUUGAGCGAUUGGGACGUUGGAUCGACUUUGACAACGACUACAAGACCAUGGACCCUACAUUCAUGGAGACACUUUGGUGGGUUUUCAAGCAGCUCUUCGACAAAGGAAGCGUGUACCAAGGCUAUCGAGUCAUGCCGUACUCGACGGUACUUACGACCGCACUGAGCAAUUUUGAGGCGAAUCAAAACUACCAGGAUGUGACAGAUCCGGCGGUUGUUGUGUCUUUUCCCCUCCUCGAUGACCCGAACGUCAACCUUCUGGCCUGGACUACCACGCCAUGGACACUGCCUUCACAUACCGGCCUGGCAGCGCACCCCGACUUCGAGUAUAUCAAGAUUCAAGAUGGAAAGUCUGGAAAGAUGUAUAUUCUUCUGGAGAAACUCUUGACUACGCUCUACAAGGACCCCAAAAAAGCAGACUUCAAAAUCAUCGCAAGGAUCAAGGGCAAAGACAUGCUAGGCUGGAGAUAUGAGCCCUUAUUUGACUACUUCUAUGAAGAAUUCAAGGAUAAGGGUUUCUGUGUGCUGAAUGCUACUUACGUUACUGCCGAUAGCGGUGUUGGUAUUGUCCAUCAGGCGCCUGCGUAUGGCGAGGAUGAUUACAACAUUGCACUCGAGGCCGGCAUCAUUUCUGAGAAGCGUCCACCGCCAGACCCAAUCAAUGACACGGCUCAUUUCACUGAACGUGUAAGAGAUUUCGCGGGAAUGCAUGUCAAGGAGGCGGACAAGCACAUCAUCAAGUAUCUCAAAAACUCUGGCCGCUUAGUUGUGGAGUCUCAGAUCAGGCACUCUUACCCCAUGUGCCCUCGAUCGGACACGCCGCUCAUUUACAGAGCAGUGCCGUCAUGGUUUAUUCGCAUCCCCGAAAUCGUCCCAGACAUGCUCAAAAAUAUUGAGGGCUCGCACUGGGUCCCUAGCUUUGUCAAAGAGAAGCGCUUUGCCAGCUGGAUUGCGAAUGCUCGCGAUUGGAACGUCGGCAGAAACCGCUAUUGGGGAACUCCUAUCCCUCUGUGGGUAAGCGACGAUCUCGAAGAACGAGUGUGUAUCGGAAGUGUGGAAGAGCUGCGCAAGCUCAGUGGGCAUGAAGACGAAAUUACCGACCUGCACCGCGACAAGAUUGAUCACAUUACUAUACCCAGCAAGAUGGGCAAGGGAGUACUGAGACGCGUUGACGAAGUAUUUGAUUGCUGGUUUGAAUCUGGCAGCAUGCCUUAUGCCAGCCAACACUAUCCAUUCGAGAAUGUGGAAAAAUUCAAUGCAUCUUUCCCUGGCGACUUCAUUGCUGAGGGCUUGGAUCAGACGCGUGGGUGGUUCUACACGCUACUGGUCUUGGGCACGCAUCUCUUCGGCAAAUCUCCUUUCCAGAACUGCGUGGUAAACGGAAUCGUGCUGGCUGAGGAUGGAAAGAAAAUGUCGAAGCGCCUGAAGAAUUAUCCCGAUCCAGCGAUUGUCAUGCAAAAGUAUGGCUCAGACGCGCUGCGCCUGUACCUAAUCAACUCCCCCGUUGUCAGAGCCGAACCUCUUCGUUUCAAGGAGUCAGGUGUGAAAGAAGUCGUUCAAAAGGUACUACUGCCCCUUUGGAACAGCUACAAGUUCUUCGAGGGCCAAGUUGCUCUGCUCAAGAAGGUGGAAGGGGUUGAUUACAUGUGGAACCCUGACUUGGAGAGCACAAAUACCAACGUCAUGGACCGCUGGAUUUUGGCAAGCUGCCAGAGUCUUCUUGAAUUUGUAAACAAGGAAAUGACAGGGUACCGUCUGUAUACCGUGGUCCCGCGCUUGCUGGAACUCAUUGACAACACCACCAACUGGUAUAUUCGCUUCAAUCGUCGCCGUCUCAAGGGUGAAAACGGCCUUGAUGACACGCAGCAUGCCCUCAAUGCGCUUUUUGAAGUGCUCUUUACACUUUGCCGAGGCCUGGCACCUUUCACGCCAUUUUUGACUGACAACAUCUACUCCCGCCUCUUGCCUCAUAUCCCGAAAAGCCUACAGGCAGAGGAUCCUCGAAGCGUUCAUUUCCUUCGAUUCCCGGACGUUAGAAGCGAAUUAUUUGACUCUGCUGUGGAACGUCGCGUCUCGAGAAUGCAAAGAGUUAUUGAGCUUGCUCGUGUCUCCAGAGAACGACGCAGCAUCGGAUUGAAAACACCGCUGAAGACACUGGUUGUCCUCCAUCACGAUCAGCAGUAUCUCGACGACGUCAAGUCUCUAGAAAAUUACAUCACCGAAGAGCUUAAUGUCCGGGAUCUCGUGCUUACGAGCGAUGAGGACAAAUAUGGGGUUCAGUAUAGUGUCACAGCUGACUGGCCCAUCCUCGGAAAGAAGCUCAAAAAGGAUAUGGCCCGAGUGAAGAAGGCGCUUCCUUCCCUGACAAGUGAACAAUGCCAGGGAUACGUACGCGAUAAGCAGAUACUGGUUGAUGGAAUCAAACUCGAAGAAGGCGAUCUAGUUGUCAGACGAGGUGUCAAAGAGGACGAGACAUCCAAGACGUGGGAAACUAACACGGAUAGCGAUGUGCUUACCCUAUUGGAUGUCCAUAUCUACCAGGGUUUGGCACAAGAAGGUCUUGCGCGAGAAGUUAUCAAUCGAGUUCAGAAGCUCCGCAAGAAAGCAGGCUUGCAGCAGACUGACGACGUCAAGAUGGAGUAUCGAAUGCUUUCUGACCCAGAGUCGAUUGGCUUGGAAGACGUUCUCGGCACCCAAUCCGCUGCUUUUGAGAAGGUUCUGCGUAGACCACUCGACAAGCAUGAAGAUGGAGUCACGGGCGAGGUCAUCGCCGAAGAGGAACAGGAGAUUCAAAGGGCAACUUGGAUGUUGAGAUUGCUCAAGCUGUAG